CCAUGUUGUCUUCCAAACCGGUAAAUUCAACGUAUGGUGAAACUUGAAACAGAGACAUUGGGAAACAAAGAUUUCAAUUUCCACACACGUUGCUUGCUACCUCACCUACCCACUAUUCAAUUGAAACCUAACAAACACGUUAUUCAUUCAUCACUACCCAAUUACACUCAUAUUCUAUUUUCAUCUUAGUACCAUAACAUUCACAUUUCAACCAUUCAAUAACAUCAUGACUCUUACUCAAUCCAUUGCCAUUAUCUUUCUCUUGUUUGCUCUAUACUGUGGUCUAGACCCAUUCAAGCACAGUACCAUAGCAAAUUUCCCAGAAUUUGAGGCCAAAAAGGUUGACAUGCCUGAUUGGUCUGAGGUUCCUAAAGACAAAGACGAACAUAAUUUGUUGCAAAAAUCAGAGAUAAGGUUUUUGAACCAAGUACAAGGACCUGAGAGCAUUGUGUUUGACCCUCUUGGUCGUGGUCCUUAUACUGGUGUUGCUGAUGGUAGAAUUUUGUUCUGGAAUGGACUUUCUUGGGUUGACUUUGCUUACACUUCGCCCAACAGGUCACUAUGUAAUCCCAUAGCAAAUGCGACACCAUUUAGUUAUGUGAAGACUGAGCACAUAUGUGGAAGGCCUUUGGGACUCAGAUUCGACAAGAAAACAGGUGAAUUGUACAUUGCAGAUGCAUAUCUUGGGCUGUUGAAGGUGGGGCCCGAGGGAGGUUUAGCAACAUCUCUUGCAACUGAGGCUGAAGGGGUGCCUCUAAGAUUCACUAACGAUGUCGAUGUUGAUUCGGAAGGAAAUGUUUAUUUUACGGAAAGCAGUUCUAUUUAUCAGAGGAGGAAUUUCAUGCAGCUGGUAUUUUCCGGGGAUGAUAGUGGAAAGGUUUUGAAAUACAACCCUGCAACAAAGGAAACCACUGUUCUAGUGAGGAAUGUUCAAUUCCCAAAUGGCAUUUCCUUAAGCAAAGAUUGUUCCUUCUUUGUUUUUUGUGAAGGGUCUAUCGGCAGAUUACGUAAAUAUUGGUUAAAAGGAGAAAAGGAUGGGACAUCGGAGAUCUUAGCUAUCCUACCUGGAGCUCCCGACAAUGUGAGGGUGAAUGAAGAUGGUGAUUUUUGGGUGGCACUUCACUGUAGAAGAUCUAUGUUUGCAUACUAUACUGGUUUAUAUCCAAAGAUAAGGAAAUCUAUACUUAAGCUUCCAAUACCAACAAAGAAUCAAUAUCUGUUUCAAAUCGGAGGUAAGUUACAUGGUGUGAUUGUGAAGUAUAGUCCUGAAGGUAAAUUGCUGCAGAUAUUGGAGGAUAGUGAGGGAAAAGUUGUUAGAGCAGUGAGUGAAGUAGAGGAGAAAGAUGGUCAACUUUGGAUUGGAAGUGUUCUUAUGCCUUUUAUUGCAGUUUAUAAACUAUAAUAACUUCUUUUCUACCUUUGAUCUUCAGCUCUAUGACAAGUUUAUUUGUUAUUUAGCCUUGUCAGUAAUGUACCUAAUCAGUGGCAUAGAAAUCUUCUGAUGACCGUUCAUUCCAUAUUGCCUUAUUUUGGUUGAAAUCAACAAAAAUUAAGAUUAAAUAUAAUAAGAAUGUGUUAUGAUGUUCACCGAAAA
Medicago truncatula (barrel medic) is the source of this 1594-nucleotide messenger RNA. Its product is annotated as protein STRICTOSIDINE SYNTHASE-LIKE 3. Gene Ontology annotation, molecular function: hydrolase activity. Gene Ontology annotation, cellular component: endomembrane system. The record is from RefSeq and is a predicted model, not a curated record. The transcript has 4 exons. NCBI's taxonomy places the organism in Eukaryota, Viridiplantae, Streptophyta, Magnoliopsida, Fabales, Fabaceae. The coding region runs from base 227 to 1402 and encodes 391 amino acids.